Pieris macdunnoughi is the source of this 552-nucleotide messenger RNA. Lineage: Eukaryota; Metazoa; Arthropoda; Insecta; Lepidoptera; Pieridae. The record is from the annotation of a GenBank genome assembly.
AUGUUUAAACAUACCGCCCACCAUGGACAGAAUGUACAUCACCUAAAACAAGUGAUAGGUACUCAGACGUUGACCUUUGAAGAGAUGAGCACUCUUCUGUACCAAAUAGAAGCCUGUCUCAAUUCCAGACCAUUGUCACAAUUAAGUGUGAACUCACAAGAUCCUACACCUCUUACCCCAGGACAUUUUCUUGUCGGCGAGCCAUUGGUUUUGGUGCCGGACAGCAAUUAUGAAACCUCAUCGGUUUCUUCACUAAAGCGCUGGCAGCUAACGCAACAGUUGCUGCAGCAUUUUUGGCGUAGGUGGUCAAAUGAAUAUCUCACGCAGUUCAUGCAACGUUACAAAUGGGCACAUCAAAAACCAGAACCGAAUGUUGGUGAUAUUGUUUUAGUUCGAGAGGAUAAUCUUCCUCCAGCAAAAUGGUUAUUAGGGAUUAUAACGGAUAAACAUGCAGGUUCGGACAAUAUUACGAGGGUUGUUAGUCUUAAAUGUAAGGAUGUUAUCGUUAAGCGUCCUAUAACCAAAUUAUGUGUAUUGCCUGUGACGAAGUAA